UAACAUAACUGAAUGCUUUAUUGCAGCACAUGGUAUGAAAAAUAAGCGAAAAAGUAAGUGAAUAAUUUUUAAAUAUUCGCAACAAUGUAGCAGUCCAUUUUCUCCGAAAAUCUCAAAAUAAAAAAAUGAAUUGCGUCUGCGUAUGCGCAUAGUUUUCGUUUCGUUUUGAAAAGUGAGGUUAUGUUUAAAACGCAAUUUGCAAACAGAAGGCAGAAGCAAAGAUAAUAUCUUUGGCAGAAGGCAACGAAGGAUUGUGAACGUUGUGAAAAGCAGGGAACAGUAAAAUUUUCGCCCCUUUUUUGGAAUCAUCGAGCCAGUCAGUAAAUAAAUCAAUUGUAAGUUUACUAGAAUAUAGAAAAUGGAUGACGAAGCGGAAACAUAUAAAUUGUGGCGAAUCCGGAAAACGGUGAUGCAGCUUUGCCACGAUAGAGGUUAUCUUGUCACGCAAGAUGAAUUGGAUCAAACUCUGGAACAAUUUAAAGAACAAUUCGGAGAUAAACCGAGUGAAAAAAGACCAGCUCGAAGUGAUUUGAUCGUCCUUGUCGCUCAUAACGAUGAUCCGACAGAUCAGCUGUUUGUAUUUUUCCCCGAUGAACCAAAAAUUGGAAUCAAGACAAUCAAAACGUACUGCCAACGUAUGCAGGAAGAAAAGAUUCACAGAGCAAUAAUUGUCGUUCAGCAAGGAAUGACUCCUUCGGCAAAGCAAUCUUUGGUUGAUAUGGCUCCCAAAUAUAUCCUGGAACAAUUUCUCGAAUCCGAACUUCUGAUUAAUAUUACCGAACAUGAACUGGUACCAGAACACAUCGUUCUAACUCCCGAAGAAAAAGAGGAACUCUUGACCAGAUACAAACUGAAGGAAAACCAUCUGAUGCGAAUUCAAGCAAACGAUCCCGUUGCCAGAUAUUUCGGUCUUAAAAGAGGCCAAGCUGUAAAAAUUAUUCGACCAUCAGAAACUGCCGGGCGCUACAUUUCUUACAGACUCGUCUGCUAACACCUCUUCACCUCGAGAACUAUUCCUCGUUUUAAUUUACUUAGAAUUCUGUUCUGUAAGAUAAACAAUAAUAUUUAAGGACCAAUAAAAAUGAAUUUGCAACUCGGAA
Molecule: messenger RNA, 1100 nt
Organism: Belonocnema kinseyi
Lineage: Eukaryota; Metazoa; Arthropoda; Insecta; Hymenoptera; Cynipidae
Gene: Rpb5
Product: DNA-directed RNA polymerases I, II, and III subunit RPABC1
Exons: 2
Coding region: 359-991 (210 amino acids)
Biological process (GO): DNA-templated transcription
Cellular component (GO): RNA polymerase II, core complex; RNA polymerase I complex; RNA polymerase III complex
Molecular function (GO): DNA binding; DNA-directed RNA polymerase activity
Source: RefSeq, a predicted model, not a curated record